CGUCCAGCAUUUAUCCCAUUCACCUCUCUGCCACCGCCAGCGGCUCACGGUUCUUUUCCUAGAAAAAAAAAAAAGACAACAUGGUGACCGUUGAGGAAGUCCGCAAGGCUCAACGUGCCGAGGGCCCUGCCACCGUCCUGGCCAUCGGGACGGCUGUUCCUGCUAACUGUGUUGAUCAGAGUACGUACCCAGAUUAUUAUUUUCGCAUCACCAACAGCGAGCACAAGAGUGAGCUGAAAGAGAAAUUCCAGCGCAUGUGUGACAAAUCUAUGAUCAAGAAGCGUUACAUGCACCUAACGGAAGAUAUUCUUAAAGAGAAUCCUAACAUUUGUGCAUACAUGGCACCUUCAUUGGAUGCGAGGCAGGACAUUGUGGUGGUAGAGAUACCAAAGUUGGGCAAGGAAGCAGCCGUCAAAGCCAUCAAGGAAUGGGGCCAGCCCAAAUCCAAGAUAACCCACCUUGUCUUUUGCACUACUAGUGGCGUGGACAUGCCUGGGGCCGAUUACCAACUCACCAAGUUAUUGGGUCUCCGCCCCUCUGUCAAGCGCUUCAUGAUGUACCAGCAAGGUUGCUUUGCUGGUGGCACCGUCCUUCGUAUGGCCAAGGACUUGGCUGAGAACAACAAGGGAGCUCGUGUUCUUGUUGUUUGCUCUGAAAUCACUGCCGUCACAUUCCGGGGGCCUAGCGAUACCCACCUUGAUAGUCUUGUAGGUCAGGCCUUGUUUGGUGAUGGUGCAGCUGCUAUCAUUGUGGGCUCAGACCCAGUGCCUGAAAUUGAGAAGCCCUUGUUUAAGAUAGUCUCUGCAGCUCAAACUAUCCUGCCCGACAGUGAUGGGGCCAUUGAUGGGCAUCUUCGUGAAGUUGGGCUGACAUUCCAUCUCCUCAAGGAUGUUCCUGGACUCAUCUCCAAGAACAUUGAGAAAAGCUUAGUUGAGGCAUUCCAACCUUUGGGGAUCUCUGACUGGAACUCACUCUUUUGGAUUGCUCAUCCUGGUGGGCCAGCUAUAUUGGACCAAGUAGAGGCGAAGCUGGCCCUCAAGCCGGAAAAAUUAAGGGCCACAAGGCACGUUCUGUCGGAAUUUGGAAACAUGUCUAGUGCAUGUGUGCUGUUCAUUUUGGAUGAAAUGAGGAGGAAGUCAAAAGAGGAUGGGCUCGAGAGCACAGGUGAAGGACUUGAUUGGGGCGUACUCUUUGGGUUCGGACCAGGGCUCACAGUUGAGACAGUGGUCCUCCACAGCGAGGUUGCUUAGAAGCCCUAAAUUGUGCCUUUAAAUUCCGCUUGUACUUGGUUUCGCUUUUUUUUAUUUGCUUUGGAGACUCUCUCCUUUGAAAUUGUAAUGGACAAGGUUGGUUGUGUUGUUUGGGUUUAACUCUGUGGUUUAUAGUUA
Messenger RNA from Rubroshorea leprosula, 1388 nucleotides. The record is from the annotation of a GenBank genome assembly. Lineage: Eukaryota; Viridiplantae; Streptophyta; Magnoliopsida; Malvales; Dipterocarpaceae.